UAAAAGCUCCUUGGUCUAUACCCUUGCACCAAAGCUGCAAACGUUUCCAUCCAACCUUCAACCUUCCAAGUAGAAAAUAAUGGAGGCCUUCAUCUUUUCCUAAUCCACCACAUAAGAUCUCGAUUUCGAUGAAGAGACCCGACAGGUACAAAUAUCCCUGACUACAUUCUCUGACUAGCUACCUCUCUCUCUCAGGUUGAUUUGGAGAUUGUGCGACAUGAGGUCGGGCAUGACCAGGAUAUCCAUAUUUGUGAUAGUUUUUGCGCAAAUUUUUGCAAUCGCAGCAUCGAAGAUUGCCAUUGAAGAGCUCUAUCACAACGAACGGAAUAAUCUGAUUCAGCUUCGCGAUUCGCUGAGCUCGACAGUGAACCUCCACUCGAAUUGGACGGGUCCUCCUUGCCACAAUGACCAGAGCCGAUGGUUCGGGAUCACAUGCUCGAACUCGCAUGUUGUUGGCAUUGAUCUCGAAGGAAUUCAGCUCACAGGCUCCCUUCUGACCACGGCUUUCCAGAAUAUGGCAUAUCUCACCACCCUCAGUCUGAGUAACAAUGCCCUUCAUGGCUAUCUUCCCAGUCUCAAAGGUCUUGAUAGUCUCCAAGUCGUAUCAUUCUCAAGAAAUCGCUUUUCUGGAUCAAUCCCAUUGGAUUUUGUAGCACUGCCCAAUCUUUCCCGUUUAGAGCUCCAAGAUAACCUUCUAAAUGGAUCGAUUCCACCGUUUGAUCAGCAGACAUUGACUGAAUUCAACGUCUCCUACAACUUCAUUGAAGGCCAAAUUCCCAGGACUUUGGCACUGCAGAGGUUGCCAAGUAGCUCUUUUGAUCAUAACUUGGAAUUGUGUGGAGGACCAAUGGCCAAAUCAUGCGCAAUGGCUUUGCCUGGCACCAACGUUCCUCCUUCCGAGCGUAAAGGAAGUGCACCUACUCAUUCCACUAGCCGUUCGAGCCCAUCGAGCACCAAGGUUCUGGGGCCAAGAGGUGUUGCUUUGAUUGCAGUAGGUGCAUCCAUGGUUUCUUUCAUGGCUAUCUUCGGUUUCUUGUGCUACUACAAGAGAUAUUAUAAGCAGGCGGAAGGGAAAGGAGAUUAUUCCGGAGAAGCGUCUAUUGAAUUCAUAGAGAAGGCUUCGAAAGGAUCAGAGAGUACUGCAGAGCCAGAGAGAGCUGGACGAUUGGAAUUCUUUAACAAAGAAAGGCAGGUCUUCGACCUCGACGAUUUACUGAAAUCCUCGGCAGAGGUGCUGGGGAAGGGGAAGAUAGGGACCACAUACAAAGUGACUCUGGAAUCGGGCGUGGUUGUCGUUGUGAAGAGGCCCAAGAACAUAAAUGGGGUGAGCAAGAAGGAAUUUGUCCAGCAGAUGCAAUUGCUUGGCAGCCUGAGGCAUGAGAACCUUGUGGAGAUCAUCGCCUUCUACUAUUCCAAGAAUGAGAACCUGAUAGUAUAUGAGCACGUCCCCGGUGAAAGCCUGUUUCAGCUGCUCCAUGAUAACAGAGGAGAGGGAAGGGUGCCCUUGAACUGGGCAACGCGCCUAAGUAUAGUCAAGGGGAUAGCAAGAGGUUUGGCUCAUCUCCACCAAUGCCUGCCUUCUCUAAAGGUCCCCCAUGCUAACUUGAAAUCAUCCAAUGUUCUCAUCCUUCAUAACAACCACCAUCCGAAGUACCAACCCAAGCUCACAGACUUUGGAUUUCAAGCCCUGCUCCUUUCGCCAAACCAGUCUCUCAAGUUGGCCAUUGGAAAGUCACCAGAGUUCACUCAAGGAAGAAAAUUGACCCAUAAGACCGAUGUCUAUUGCUUCGGCCUGAUGCUUCUUGAAGUGGUCACCGGGCAGGUCCCCUGUGACAAUGAGGUUGAUCUGCCGGAGUGGGUGAGUUUGGUUAUCAGAAAUGAUUGGUCGACAGAUAUAUUGGAUUUGGAGAUAGUGGCAGAGAAAGAUAGGCAUGGAGAUAUGCUGAGGCUCACGGAGAUUGCUCUUGAAUGUGCAGCCUUGGAGCCAGAGAGACGCCCCAACAUGAGUGAGGUGGUCAAGAAGAUUGAAGAGAUCAAAGUACCAAACGGUGAAGGAAAAAUUUGAUUAUGCGAACUUACAUAACAUUGUGUUUUUCUCUUUAAUUCUUUUGGGUGUUCUUUUUGUCUGCAUGUAUACAAUAUUGUAGAAUUAGAUGUAUUGCAGCUACAAAAUUUCACGUAAUAAAAGGAGA
Elaeis guineensis (African oil palm) is the source of this 2192-nucleotide messenger RNA. RefSeq names its product probable leucine-rich repeat receptor-like protein kinase At1g68400. Gene Ontology annotation, molecular function: protein kinase activity; ATP binding; protein binding. Lineage: Eukaryota; Viridiplantae; Streptophyta; Magnoliopsida; Arecales; Arecaceae. The record is from RefSeq and is a predicted model, not a curated record. Gene Ontology annotation, biological process: protein phosphorylation.